AUGCAACUGUCAUAUACGCUGAUAAGAACGAUAUUGUGUCUGAUGAUGCUACAUGUCUAUGAGUCACAAAAAAUCUAUUCCAUGUCUAUAAAUCCUUUUUCGGUCACGUGUGAGCUAUCAAAUUUGACGAAUUAUUUUAUCGAUCGCGUUGAGGGUUUAUUGUAUAUUCGGCCGUCUGAUUACUUGAAUACCAAUAUCUCAUGGAUAGGCUACAUUAAUUGUAACAAUUCAAAAGAUAUAAUACGCGAUAUAUUUUCGGCACAAAGUAACAAAGCGAUGGCAGUAGUCUUAUUCCCUGUCUAUGAAAAACCAUGUGAUGUCCAUUUGCCAAAAAAUAUAUCUAUACCAAUAUUCUUUGAGACUGAUGCGGAAUGCAAAAACUUUAUUUUCAAUACUCAAUUGGAUCGGUCACCUAACGCAUUUAUUGAUAAGAGAUCCGAUGACAAGGACAACAAAGAAAAAAAUAAAAUUAUAAUCAUAAUAUUUAUAAUUAUCGCAGUUAUAUUUGGACAAAUAGUUGUAUGUGUCCUAAAAUCUGCAUUUUGUUUAUCAAUAUUGGCAGACAACGAAUCCUCCAAUGUUAGAAAUAAUCGGAGUGAAAGGAAUAAAGAUAAUGGUAUUACCAACACUGUGUUGAAUAGCUUUCCUGUUUACUUGUAUCCGCGGAUUGAAGAUGACACCAGCAACGAUUUAGAGAAAGGAAAAUGUAAAGAACUAAUGAAAGAGUCUGAUCAAUCUCAUAAUGUAGGAAGGGAACUUGUUAGAGACAAUAGUAUUAUGAUAGAUGAUGAAAUUUUAGAAAUCCACAAACAAUCAACAUGCCCCAUUUGCUUGAAUGAUUUUGUACCUGGAGAAGAACUAAGAAUUCUACCGUGCAAUCACCAAUAUCAUAGGUAA
This is a messenger RNA of Acaulospora morrowiae, 897 nucleotides long. NCBI's taxonomy places the organism in Eukaryota, Fungi, Glomeromycota, Glomeromycetes, Diversisporales, Acaulosporaceae. The record is from the annotation of a GenBank genome assembly.